Messenger RNA from Notodromas monacha, 2054 nucleotides. The record is from the annotation of a GenBank genome assembly. Lineage: Eukaryota; Metazoa; Arthropoda; Ostracoda; Podocopida; Cyprididae.
AUGCGUAAAUUUGCCGCCGUAACCAUUGUUGUCGUGGUUUCCUUCCGAUUCGUGGCACAGCUGAUGACGUCCGUUUGCCUCAAUGAUGAUACAAAUAAUCAAUCACUCGUGUUACUUGAUGAUCAGCAAAAAAAUCAUUACGCCUGGGACGAAUGUGUCAUUCGACUUCGGUCGAUAGAGUCUCCGAAUGCGGAUGCGUUGAAGCAUCCAAAGUUGUUGGACCACAUCCGGAAAAAAGUGAUAAUUGAUUUAGGAGAAAGAAGGGGACGGACAAGGAUCCCUGUUGAUGGUGCUGAUGAGGAUCCCUCCACGGGACAAUUCAUGUCUCGGCUGAUUGUCCCCAAGUUCUUCUUGAACUCGUCGGUGAAGUACGAAGGAAAGUUUUUCGAAGCCGGGGCUUUGGAUGGAAAAUUUGCAUCCACGACUUAUUUUUUGGAACGCAAAUUAGGCUGGUCUGGUUUGUUGGCAGAGGCAAAUCCCUUGAAGCACCAGGAGAUCAUCAACUCUUCCGAAAGACGAGCAUUAUUCGCUGCUGCUUGUUUAUCGCCGGAAACGAAGCCAUGUCACGGAACUUUCGGAGUGGCUCAUCUGGAGUCGGGCCCAGUGCCCAACGACGUGUACUGGUACGGGAAGCUGUUGUCCGGGUCCGGGUUGCGGAAGACGCGGCGCGUGGACCCGGGCUGGCGGGUGUUCACGGCCCGGGUCACCUGCUUCCCGCUCUACUCGCUCCUCGUGGCGGCCAACUUGACCAGGAUCGAUUUCCUCUCGCUCGAUUCGUCGGUGAAGUACGAAGGAAAGUUUUUCGAAGCCGGGGCUUUGGAUGGAAAAUUUGCAUCCACGACUUAUUUUUUGGAACGCAAAUUAGGCUGGUCUGGUUUGUUGGCAGAGGCAAAUCCCUUGAAGCACCAGGAGAUCAUCAACUCUUCCGAAAGACGAGCAUUAUUCGCUGCUGCUUGUUUAUCGCCGGAAACGAAGCCAUGCCACGGAACUUUCGGAGUGGCUCAUCUGGAGUCGGGCCCAGUGCCCAACGACGUGUACUGGUACGGGAAGCUGUUGUCCGGGUCCGGGUUGCGGAAGACGCGGCGCGUGGACCCGGGCUGGCGGGUGUUCACGGCCCGGGUCACCUGCUUCCCGCUCUACUCGCUCCUCGUGGCGGCCAACUUGACCAGGAUCGAUUUCCUCUCGCUCGAUGUGGAGAGCAUUGAGCCACACGUGCUCAAAACCCUGCCCUGGGAAGAAGACGACUUCGAGGCUAAAGUGAUUCGACUCGAUCUUCAUGCUGGCAGAAUUUACGCUAGGUACAAGCAGUUUGCUAUCGAUUUUCUGCAAUCCAAGGGCUACCACUUCCACAAAGAACUGUUGGAAAAUCCUUUCGUGGGCAUCAACGACGUGCAUGUCUUCUCCAAGCGCGGCUACUUUGUAUGAUUGUUUGGACAGUGACAUCUAUGUGUAGUCUGAAAGUCAUUUUAGAUUCGUUUCGAUGGAAGGCAAUAGGUGAGCUUCUCUGAUGAACACAGUUUUCUCUCCCGCCUCGCUUUUCUGCAACCAAUCAAAUCGGCGUUUCAGCCGAUUCCAAGAACUUGUAAGCGUGAUAAUUGUACCGCCUUUACAUGUUUAUACCUGUUGUUAAAUAAAAGUUUACAAGCAGAACAAGUUCGUGUGUAAACCUGCGGAAUGUAUAUGCUUUGAGAAUCUCGACAGAUUCUUGGUCACUUUGAAGAAGUGCUUUCAAAGUUUAUGUUCAAUUUAUAAUUAUUCCUGAAACUUACCAGCACUUUUUACAUCCAGAUUUUAAAAUUUUCUCAUGAUGAACUUCCUUUUAAUCGAUUUUCUUUCAAAAAUAUGGCUCAGGCUUUAUAUACGUGGAUAGAUGUACGGUCACUACGAAAGAAGCGAUUUAAAAUUUAAUUCAUUACAUUCCAUUAGGGAUUUUAAAAUUUGGGAAAAACUUCCGAGAAAAAUCCCCGAUGUUUUUCUGAGUAAUUUUGAAUUAUUAUCCCCUACAGUGUAUUCGUUUUGCAAUUUUUCUCUUCCCUCAAAACGCAUGGCUGCUC